GGAUCAUACCUGGAAACAGGAGUCAGCGUGGAAGGCAAGGAAACACAGACCAGGACAUAAAGCCUGGAAAGACGAUGGAGGGGCCAGACUGUAUGGGUGGUGAGGCUUACAAACUAAGUGUAAACAGUUACCCCGUUAAGAACCAGGCUCAGGAGCCAGUGACUGCCUGUGGGCUUUGCUGAAUAUUCUCUAAAGCCUUUUGGGGGAACCAGCCCCUAAGGAUAGUGCUGGCUCACUCUUCCUCCCCACUUGCCCCACUUGCACACUUCACUGGCUUCCCCUUUUUAACACAGUCCCAGAGUCCGGUAUUGGACAGGGGAGGAAAAGGUAAAGGAGAAUCUGUGUUCUGCAAAAGGAGAGGAAAUGAGAAGAGUCAUGACAGACUUGAAGAGCUCCUUGAUCCUUACAGCCUACAUCGUUAUCUUCCUCACUGGUCUCCCUAGCAACCUCCUGGCCCUACGUGCCUUCGUGGGGCGGGUCCGCCAGCCCCACCCUGCACCCGUUCACAUCCUUCUGCUCAGCCUGACACUGGCAGACCUCUUGCUACUGCUGCUGCUGCCCUUCAAGAUCAUUGAGGCUGCAUCUAACUUCCGCUGGAAUCUGCCUGAGGCAGUCUGUGCCAUCACGGGCUUUGGCUUCUACAGCAGCAUCUACUGCAGCACAUGGCUCCUGGCAGGCAUCAGCAUCGAGCGCUACCUGGGAGUGGCCUUCCCCGUGCAGUACAAGCUGUCUCGCCGGCCUUUGUAUGGAGUGAUUGCUGCUAUGAUCGCCUGGAUCAUGUCCUUUGGUCACUGCACCAUCGUGAUCAUCGUUCAGUACUUGAACACAACCAAGCCCACAAAUUCGAAUGAAAUCACCUGCUAUGAGAAUUUCACCCCAGAGCAGCUGGAUGUGGUGCUUCCUGUGCGGCUGGAGCUGUGCCUCGUCCUCUUCUUUAUCCCCAUGGCGGUCACCAUCUUCUGCUACUGGCGGUUUGUGUGGAUCAUGCUCACCCAGCCCCAUGUGGGGGCCCAGAGGCGGCGCCGGGCUGUGGGGCUGGCUGUCGUGACACUCCUUAAUUUCCUGGUGUGCUUCGGGCCUUAUAAUGUAUCCCACCUGGUGGGGUUUUACACAAAGAAAAGCCCCCCGUGGCGAGCGGAAGCUGUGGUACUCAGUUCCCUCAAUGCCAGUCUGGACCCCCUGCUUUUCUAUUUCUCUUCUUCGGAUGUCCGUAGAGCCUUUGGGAAAGGGCUUCAGAUACUGCGGCAUCAGGGCUCCUCCCUGCUGGGACGCAGAGGCAGAAAGACAGGGGAGAUGACAAACGGGGACAGGGGUGUGAGUCAAGCAGAGGGAGUACCGAGUUCUGACUUCACCACAGACUAGGAAUGUUCCUGUACCUUCAGAGGCCCUCGGGGCUACGUAUGAGUUGAGCAGCCUGGGAGAGGGAGAACAUGAGGGUUCUGUCCCAGAGUUCGGACUCCUCAGACCCCUUCCACUACUGGGACUGUAAACAUCUCUCUCAACAGCUUGGUAUCCCUUCCUGACUGAAUUUGCCUUCCCAAAGGAACACAGCUCUGAGACAAAAGAAGAAAUGGCUAGCCACAGAAGCACUAGCAGACUAACCUUUAGAAGUAAUGUAGCUGAUACAAAUUCAAGUCCUUGUGAGGUGGUCUAUCGCUUGGGGUGAUCAAGUGGAAACAGAGAGUCCUAAAGCAAUCUUGCCAUAAGCUUUGAAACAACACUUAGACACCACUCUAGCUGUUGAUGCUGGCAAGAAGCCAACAGGAAAGAGACUGAAAAGAAAUACCACAUGAGGUCAAAGAAAACUCAGGAAGAUUCUGAGCCAAGGGGGCCAGGAGGAAGGGCUGAGGGCUUAGCUCUCUAAUGAUCUAGGUUUGCACUGUACUUAUCUGACCUGCUGCUUUGUAAGUAAGCUCCAGUCAUCUUCACGUAUGUAUCUUGUCUGCCCCAUUAACUGGGAGCUGCCUGAAGUCUAGGUCUUGUCUUCUCCCUCCAUGGCACCCCACACAAGUCAGGACACAGUUUGGCACCCAUCAGUUAGAGCUCAACACUGUCUGGUACAGGAAAAGACAGCCUGGUCUGACAGAUUGAAAAUAAAGGUUAUAAAACUCUGAAA
This is a messenger RNA of Hipposideros armiger (great roundleaf bat), 2116 nucleotides long. RefSeq names its product free fatty acid receptor 2. The record is from RefSeq and is a predicted model, not a curated record. Gene Ontology annotation, cellular component: plasma membrane. Gene Ontology annotation, molecular function: G protein-coupled receptor activity. The transcript has 2 exons. NCBI's taxonomy places the organism in Eukaryota, Metazoa, Chordata, Mammalia, Chiroptera, Hipposideridae. The coding region runs from base 364 to 1362 and encodes 332 amino acids. Gene Ontology annotation, biological process: G protein-coupled receptor signaling pathway; cellular response to fatty acid.